Oncorhynchus gorbuscha (pink salmon) is the source of this 1644-nucleotide messenger RNA. RefSeq names its product serine/arginine-rich splicing factor 1B-like. Gene Ontology annotation, cellular component: cytoplasm; ribonucleoprotein complex; nucleus. Lineage: Eukaryota; Metazoa; Chordata; Actinopteri; Salmoniformes; Salmonidae. Gene Ontology annotation, molecular function: mRNA binding. The record is from RefSeq and is a predicted model, not a curated record. The transcript has 4 exons. Bases 188 to 949 code for a protein of 253 amino acids.
GAUCUCGGCGCCAUUUUGAGAAGUCAGCGAGAGUUGCGGGAAUAUUUCUAAAUUAGCUUGCUAACUCUGUGUGCGCCGUUCACGAUUGAUUUAGAUAUUAGAUAGCUUGAUAUUUAUACAGCCAUUUCUUAUAUACAGUUACACGGCUUUUCUUCAGUUAGCUCGCUCGGUAAGUAGUAAUCUUCGGAUGUCGGGGGAUAAUAUGUCGGGCGGCGGGAGCGUGGUUCGUGGCCCAGCGGGAAACAACGACUGUCGGAUCUACGUGGGUAACCUGCCGCCUGAUAUUCGCACUAAAGACGUGGAGGACGUGUUCUACAAGUACGGAGCGAUCCGGGAUAUCGACUUGAAGAACCGGAGAGGAGGACCGCCGUUCGCUUUCGUGGAAUUCGAGGACCCCAGGGAUGCUGAUGAUGCGGUGCACGGUCGUGAUGGUUAUGACUACGAUGGUUACCGUCUCCGGGUGGAGUUCCCCCGUAGUGGUCGUGGCGGGGGGAGAGGGGGGAUGGGCGGUGGAAGGGGCGGUGGUGAUGGUGGAGGACCCAGAGGAAGAUAUGGACCUCCAUCACGACGCUCUGAGUACCGGGUCAUCGUCUCCGGUCUCCCCUCUAGUGGUAGCUGGCAGGACCUAAAGGACCACAUGCGCGAGGCAGGUGAUGUAUGUUACGCUGACGUGUUCCGGGACGGUACCGGCGUGGUGGAGUUCGUACGCAAGGAGGACAUGACCUACGCUGUCCGCAAGCUGGACAACACCAAGUUCCGCUCCCACGAGGGAGAGACUGCCUACGUGCGUGUGAAGGUGGAUGGACCUCGCAGCCCCAGUUACGGACGCUCUCGGAGCCGUAGCAACGGGCGUAGCAACAGCCGCUCACGCAGCUUCUCACCGCCGCGACGCAGCCGGGCCUCUCCACGCUACUCGCCACGACACUCACGCUCCCGCUCCCGCACCUAGAUACACACACCUCCAGGAACCCCAGCCCAGCAGACCCCAGCCCAGGGAGAGGGAUGUGAGAUCAUCAGACCAGGAGACUCAAGACAGAUGCCCUCCGGUGGAUCUUCUAAUGCGUUACAUCAUUCUACCGUUCUGCUGUUCCUCUUGCCUUCUUCUUCUUGUUCUUCUUCCCCUCCCUCUGUUCUUUCAUCCCCUUGUUUUUGGUCUAGUUUGCCACAGAUGUUAUUAUAUUUUUGUUUUAUUCAUGAUCUCUGUUCUCUUUUGUAUCUGCCCCCCCCCUCCUCCAUCUGCCUCCUGUCUCUUUACAGUUCUGCACUCCCAUCUCCUUGUCCCCCUCCUAUAUCUUCUCUCUCUCUCUCCCGCUCCCCACUCUCUUUGUCUUGGUGUUAUGGCUGCUGGGGGGGAAGGGAAGGUGUCAUGCUGUAUGAUGGGGUGGAAAUGGGAAAGAGGGGAGGUUUUUUUCUUUUGUGUUGAUGGAGGGAUGGUUUGAUUUGUGUUCUGAUAGGCUUUUGGGACACAGGAACAGAGUCUGAAUUGGCUCGGAAACAGGAAACCGUUUAUAUUAGCAUUAACAGGAGGAUGAGGAGUCAAAUAACCAGCCAAUGCUAUGACGACAGUCUUUCACCCAAAUAGCUUUCCGACCUGUUUAUUUUUAUGAUCCAGUUAUAACUGUUAAUAAAUGUUUUAAAACGGCA